Messenger RNA from Danio rerio (zebrafish), 2724 nucleotides. NCBI's taxonomy places the organism in Eukaryota, Metazoa, Chordata, Actinopteri, Cypriniformes, Danionidae. The record is from RefSeq and is a predicted model, not a curated record.
AAAAACAAACUUAAGAUUCACAUGAGGAUCCACACUGGAGGGAAACCAUUCACAUGCACUCAGUGUGGGAAGAGUUUCAGCCUAUCAUCAAACCUUAAUAAACAAAUGAGGAUCCACACUGGAGAGAAACCAUUUAUAUGCCCUCAGUGUGGGAAGAGUUUUAACUUUUCAUCAAAUUUUCAUCGACACAUGAGGAUCCACACUGGAGAGAAACCAUUCACAUGCACUCAGUGUGGUAAAAGUUUCAGCCUAUCAUCAAACCUUGAUAAACACAUGAGGAUCCACACUGGAGAGAAACCAUUUAUAUGCCCUCAGUGUGGGAAGAGUUUCAGCCAAUCAUCAUACCUUAAUCUACACAUGAUAAUCCACACUGGACAGAAACCAUUCACAUGCACUCAGUGUGGGAAGAGUUUCAGCCUAUCAUCAAACCUUAAUAAACACAUGAAGAUCCACACUGGAGAGAAACCAUUCAUAUGCCCUCAGUGUGGGAAGAGUUUCAGCCAAUCAUCAUACCUUAAUCUACACAUGAUAAUCCACACUGGAGAGAAACCAUACACAUGCACUCAGUGUGGUAAGUGUUUCAACCGCUCGUCAAACCUUAAUAAACACAUGAGGAUCCACACUGGAGAGAAACCAUUCAUAUGCACUCAGUGUGGGAAGAGUUUCAGCAAAUCAUCUUACCUUAAUCUACACAAGAGGAUUCACACUGGAGAGAAACCGUACAGCUGCACUCAGUGUGGAAAGAGUUUUGGAAAACAAAGCAAUCUUAAAAUUCACAUGAGGAUCCACACCGGAGAGAAACCAUUCACAUGCACUCAGUGUGGCAAGAGUUUUAACUGCUCAUCACACCUUAAACUACACAUGAUGAUUCACACUGGAGAGAAACCAUUCACAUGCACUCAGUGUGGGAAGAGUUUAAUCCGCUCAUCAUCCCUUAAUCAACACAUGAGGAUCCACACUGGAGAGAAACCAUUCACAUGCACUCAGUGUGGGAAGAGUUUCAGCUACUCAUCAUACCUUAAACAACACAUAAGAAUCCACACUGGAGAGAAACCAUUCGCAUGCACCCUGUGUGGGAAGAGUUUCAGCUGCUCAUCACACCUUUAUCACCACAUGAGGAUCCACACUGGAGAGAAACCAUUCUCAUGUACUCAGUGUGGGAAGAGUUUCAGCUGCUCAUCAUCCCUUAAUCAACACAUGAGGAUCCACACUGGAGAGAAACCAUUCACCUGCACUCAGUGUGGGAAGAGUUUUGCAAGCAAAAGCAGUCUUAAGAUUCACAUCAGGAUCCACACUGGAGAGAAACCAUUCACAUGCCUUCAGUGUGGGAAGAGUUUCAACCAAUCAUCAAACAUUAAUCUACACAUGAGGAUCCACACUGGAGAGAAACCAUUCACAUGCACUCAGUGUCGGAAGAGUUUUAGCCUAUUAUCAUCCCUUAAUCAACACAUGAGGAUCCACACUGGAGAGAAACCAUUCACAUGCACUCAGUGUGGGAAGAGUUUCAGUCUGUCAUCUUCCCUUAAUCGCCACAUGAGAAUCCACACUGGAGAGAAACCAUUCACAUGCACUCAGUGUGGGAAGAGUUUCAGCCUAUCAUCAUCCUUUAAUCAGCACAUGAGGAUGCACACUGGAGAGAAACCAUUCACAUGCACUCAAUGUGGGAAGAGUUUCAGCCAAUCAUCACACCUUUAUAACCACAUGAGGAUCCACACUGGAGAGAAACCAUUCAUAUGCACUCAGUGUGGGAAGAGUUUCAGCUACUCCUCACACCUUAAUCACCACAUGAGGAUCCACACAGGCGAGAAACCAUUCACAUGCACUCAGUGUGGGAAAAGUUUUAACUGCUCAUCACAGCUUAAUCAACACAUGAGGAUCCACACUGGAGAGAAAUCAUUUACGUGCACUCAGUGUGGGAAGAGUUUUUACUGCUCAUCACACCUUAAUCAACACAUGAGGAUCCACACUGGAGAGAAACCAUACACAUGCACUCAGUGUGGGAAGAGUUUUAACUGCUCAUCCUCCCUUAAUCGACACAUGAGGAUCCACACUGGAGAGAAACCAUUCACAUGCACUCAGUGUGGGAAGAGUUUUAACUGCUCAUCCUCCCUUAAUCGACACAUGAUGAUCCACACUGGAGAGAAACCAUUUACUUGCACUCAAUGUGGGAAGAGUUUCAGCCAAUCAUCACACCUUGACAAACACAUGAGGAUCCACACUGAAGAGAGGCCAUUCACAUGCACUCAGUGUGGGAAGAGUUUUAUCCGGUCAUCAUACCUUAAUCUACACAUGAGGAUACACACUGGAGAGAAACCAUUCGCAUGCACUCAGUGUGGGAAGAGUUUCAGCCUAUCAACAUCCCUUAAUUACCACAUGAAGAUCCACACUGAAGAGAGACCAUUCACAUGCACUCAGUGUGGGAAGAGUUUUAUCCGGUCAUCAUACCUUAAUCUACACAUGAGGAUACACACUGGAGAGAAACCAUUCACAUGCACUCAGUGUGGGAGAAGUUUCAGUCAAUCAUCACACCUUAAUCAACACAUGAGGAUCCACACUGGAGAGAAACCAUUCGCAUGCACUCAGUGUAGGAAGAGUUUUUACUGCUCAUUCUCCCUUAGUCGACACAUGAGGAUCCACACUGGAGAGAAACCAUUCACAUGCCCUCAGUGUGGGAAGAAUUUCAGCCUAUCAACAUCCCUUAAUUAUCACAUGAGGAACCACACU